AUGCUUUGUGUUCGAAAAAGCUAUUUUCUUCCAACAUUUAUCUUAGUCUUCCUCACGUAUAUCCUUUUCUCUAGUCUACCGCCAGGCGCGGAAAUACCGUACAUUGACGACCCCGCAGAAUAUGGACCUCCUCCAAGGCCUCCUCCAAAGGGCAACGACUUAAUUCAUUAUAGAAAUCCCACCGAGCAACACCCUGUGGAAGAAUAUAUCCCCCUUCCAACAGCUGUCCCGUCUCCCAUUCCCCGCGUCCAGUAUGAAUUUCCGGCGGAGUCAUGGCUUACUCGCAGAAGAAGGUUGAAGAAGCAGAACGCUGUGCGGAAUGCCUUUAAACACGCAUGGAAAGGAUACAAGAAACAUGCAUGGCUACGGGAUGAGCUCUCACCCCUCAGUGCUGAAUACCGGGAAUCAUUUGGUGGAUGGGCAGCUACCCUGGUUGAUUCUCUUGAUUCACUCAUCAUCAUGGGGUUGAAGGACGAAUUCGAAGAUGCGCUGCAAGCAAUUGAACAGAUUGAUUUUUCGACCACUGGCGCCACGCAAAUCAAUGUUUUUGAGACAAAUAUCCGAUACCUAGGAGGCUUUCUGGGAGCUUACGAUUUAACUAAUGGAAGUUACCCCAUACUUUUGAAGAAAGCAGUAGAGGUUGCCGACCUGAUAUAUGGCUCAUUUGAUACUCGUAAUAGAAUGCCCCAGUCUCGUUGGGAGUGGACGAGGUCGGCGCUAGGAAUGGGCAUCCAGCCCAGCCGCAACACCAUUCUUGCCGAACUGGGUUCCCUAAAUCUAGAAUUCACCCGAAUGACGCAGUUGACCAAGAACCCAAAAUAUUUCGACGCGAUUCAAAGGAUUACGGAUAAGCUGGAAUCCGCACAGUUGCGCACCCAAGUACCCGGUUUGUGGCCUAUGAUGGUCGAUGCACAUGAUAUGGAAUUCAACGAUCCUCGAUUCACUGUCGGUGGAAUGGCCGACUCCACUUAUGAGUAUCUUCCAAAGGAGCAUAUAUUGUUGGGGGCGCAGACGAAUCAAUACCGGAAAAUGUACGACGCGGCGAUGAACUCUAUUAAGAAGCGGCUGCUUUUCCGGGGCAUGACCAAGGAUGGGAAGGACAUCAUGUUCGCAGGCAAUAUCCGCGCUACUUCUAAAAGCGUCAUCGAACCCCAAUUUGAACACCUGAAGUGCUUUCUCGGAGGGACUGUAGGCAUAGGAGCCAAGGUGUUUGACCGCCCCGAGGAAUUAUCGAUCGCGCGCAAAUUAACCGAUGGUUGUAUCUGGGCAUAUGAUAUCAUGCCUACAGGGAUUAUGCCCGAGGCGCUAUAUGUCAGUCCCUGCAAGAAUAUGGAUGACUGCGAGUGGGAUGAGCAGAAAUGGCACACUGAUAUUCUUCGUCGUUUCGCCAAAUACUCCCAAGGGGAAGAGGCUGCCCAGAAAAUUAUCAGCAACAAUAAACUGCCACCAGGUGUGACUGAGAUUCCAGAUGCAAGGUAUAACUUGAGACCGGAGGCUAUUGAAUCUGUGUUCAUUAUGUACCGUAUCACGGGGGACAAGGAACUGCAAGAUGCUGCAUGGCGGAUGUUCCGUAGCAUCGAGAAGAUGACCCUGACUCGCUACGCGCAUGCAGCUAUCUCGGAUGUGCGAAACCCUGAGUCGUCACAGCUGGACUAUAUGGAAAGUUUCUGGCUUGCAGAGACGCUCAAGUACUUCUAUCUUAUUUUCUCUGAGCCGGACGUCGUCAACUUGGACGAAUACGUACUGAACACCGAGGCACACCCAUUCAGACGUCCAACCGCUUGA
This is a messenger RNA of Aspergillus bombycis, 1785 nucleotides long. Its product is annotated as glycoside hydrolase family 47 protein. Bases 1 to 1785 code for a protein of 594 amino acids. Gene Ontology annotation, biological process: carbohydrate metabolic process; N-glycan processing. Gene Ontology annotation, molecular function: calcium ion binding; mannosyl-oligosaccharide 1,2-alpha-mannosidase activity. The record is from RefSeq and is a predicted model, not a curated record. Lineage: Eukaryota; Fungi; Ascomycota; Eurotiomycetes; Eurotiales; Aspergillaceae. Gene Ontology annotation, cellular component: endoplasmic reticulum; Golgi membrane. The transcript has 4 exons.